This is a messenger RNA of Phanerochaete carnosa HHB-10118-sp, 1177 nucleotides long. RefSeq lists its product as uncharacterized. The record is from RefSeq and is a predicted model, not a curated record. NCBI's taxonomy places the organism in Eukaryota, Fungi, Basidiomycota, Agaricomycetes, Polyporales, Phanerochaetaceae. The transcript has 7 exons. The annotation marks the transcript as partial.
AGAUGGCGACGAACUUCUCGAGCAUUCCCAUUGUCGACUACUCGCUCGCGUCGAACCCCGAGACGAAACCCCAGCUCCUCACCGCGCUGCGCAACGCGGUCACGAACGUCGGCUUCUUCUACCUCAAGAAUCACACCAUCUCCGAGGCAGAGCUCGAUGCCGUCGUAGCAUACUGCCCGCGCUUCUUCGAGCUCCCCGCCGAGGAGAAGGAGCGCAUCCGGAUGGUUCACUCGCCGCACUUCUUCGGCUACUCGCGCUUCGGUGCGGAGAUCACGAAGGGUCAGGUCGACCAGCGUGAGCAGCUCGACUUCGGGACGCAUUACGAGGAUACUUGGAAGCCUGGUGAGCCCGAGUACUUGAGGCUUUGGGGGCCGUCGCAGUGGCCUGAGGAGAGUCUACUUCCCGGAUUCCGGAAAACGUUUGAAAAUUAUAUCCAGAAGAGCCAGCAGCUGGGCAACGACCUGCUGCCUCUGGUCGCGGAGUCGCUCGGGUUGCCGCGCGACGCGUUCUCGCACUUCUUUGAGGUCAAUAACCAAGAUCGUGUCAAAAUUGUCAGGUAUCCCUCUCCGACAGAUGACUCGACCCAGGGAGUCGGACCACAUUAUGACAGCGGAUUCCUAACGCUGCUCCUGCAGGCAUCUCCACAUCGAGGCUUGCAGGUUCAGAAUGUCUUAGGUGAGUGGGUGGAUGCGCUGCCUAUCCCGGGUACUUUCGUCGUGAACCUGGGCAAGGCCAUGGAGACGGUCACCCAGGGUGUCGCCAUUGCGACUACGCAUAGGGUGAUCUCACCCGAAAAGGGGUCUACCCCACGCUAUUCGAUCCCAUUCUUUCAGAUUAUCAAGAGGGGGACUGUCAUCGGGGACGAGGUGCUUGAGAUGCCGCCUGAGACCCUGAACAUCAAAGAGACACGGGGUAAAGUUGGUUCCGACGCUGUCAACUACGCGGAGUACCACCAACUUCCUUCCGGCGAGGUCGCCUUAAUCGGGCGGGUGAAGAGUCAUCCUGACGUCGCGGAGCGGCAUUACCCUGAGCUUUUCAAGAAGUACUUCCCAGAAGGCCUGCCGUCUCAUGGUCUAGCGUACUGAGUUUCUUAGACCGCCCAUGCGUAGCACUCGCAGUGUUCAGGCAGACGUAUGUUACAUGAUAAAGUGUAUUCUUACGGUCAGGUGAAUGUCAU